AUGGUGCAGCAGCUUCCAAACAGUGAGGAAGUGGAGCUCCUCGAGUUGCGUUCUGAUGGGUUAAAGCUAUUUUGGUGCAACUAUGUCAUCACUUUCAACUCCACCACCGCCAUGGAAUCAUCAGGUUUCCAGGACUUCCUGCGGAGCCAGCCCAGCGACUUCUCCCAGCAUUUGUCUGGGCAUCUCAACUUCUCCACUUUUCCGCCUCUUUGGGAGUGUCAGAAUCUUCUUCCCAUGGAGGUCUCCAGAUUGACCGAGCCAGUGAAUUCCCUCGUUGCCGGAACAACCAGUGUGGCUCACUGGAGAGUUGGCAGCAAGAAGAUGAGCUUCGCCUUUGGUUUUGACGAGUUCAAUGCAAGAGCGGAUCUGCCCAACGUGCGGCAGUACGGUGGGUACAAUUGGAACGAGAGCGAGCUGGAGCAGGUCAGUGAGUAUUACCAGGGGUUGCGUCAAUCGGAAUUGGAGGAGGAGGCCCAACAGCUUCUAGUUGGUGACCUUGAGGGGUGCGAGCUCGGGUCUUCUGAUGUCAUAUGCCACACCUCUGACAACGGUGGAACCUGCUCGGAACGGUGUGGUAACUCUAACGGUGGUACCUGGCGCUUUUGCAGAUCCCAAAACUGCACCAGGAACUGCAGCGCAUCGGUGUGGGUCUAUUGUUGGCUGUCCUUUCCGCCUCAUUCGAAUGGCCUGCCAGCUGUCAACGAAACUCUAUCCGCCUUGGCAGUGAACGGAUCCAAAGCCACUUUCGACACCAACGAUCUGCAGGUCUUCGAAGCCCCCUGUUGA
Messenger RNA from Symbiodinium pilosum, 786 nucleotides. The record is from the annotation of a GenBank genome assembly. Lineage: Eukaryota; Dinophyceae; Suessiales; Symbiodiniaceae.